UGCAAUACAAGACUACACAGGUGUCCUUUCUGAAGAUGCAGAACCUUUGAGAAUUUGUCCAGAAUGCUCAUCAACUUUCGACACAAUAGUGGAAAUGCUGAAACACCAUAGUCAAGUUCACGGCUUCGACGUUUAUCCGUGCGAUGUAUGUGGCAAGAUGUACAAAAAAUCAGACUUCCUGAAACACCAUAAGCAAUCCGAGCACCCGGAAGAUUGCAUCUAUAACUGUGUAGAGUGCCUUGAGAAGUUCAGAACAGAACAACGUUUAUUGUACCAUAUCAAGUACUAUCAUCCAUUCCAGUGCGACAUAUGCGGAAGAAGGUUCAAGUUAAAGUUGCUCUUAAAGGAUCAUAAACAAAAUAAACAUUUUGUCUGCGCGACGUGCUCCGAGACCUUUGCAACAAAAAGUGUUCUAUCAUGCCAUGUGCAGGUAGCUCAUCUUCAAGAAGAUUACGAAUGUCCGUUGUGCUCCAGAAUGUUCGCUUCAAAACAUCUUUUAAAUACCCAUCAAAAGAAAGUCCAUGGACCGGUUCACACGAAGGAUCGCGAUCAUGAAUGUGAUAUAUGCCAUAAGAAAUUCCAGACAGUGUAUUCGUUGAAACGGCAUAAAGAAUUGCAUACGGACAGACCUGAUUAUAAAUGUAAUUUUUGCGACAAAAUAUGCAAAUCGACUGCGAGUUUGGACUAUCAUCUCACCCGUAUCCAUUUGAAGAAUUUCAAAAUAUCGUGUGCGUUGUGCGGACAAGGCUUCCUGAACAAGGCCGAGAUGAAGGACCACCAUAGAAGAAUUCACGACAAGGUCCUGUUGAAAUGCGGGACUUGUGAGAAGGCGUAUCUAAGCAGGCACAGGCUGAGGAGUCAUAUUGUGGAAAAACAUGGCAACGAACAACACCAAUGCUCAGAUUGCGCGAAGUGUAAAACAAGAAGACGUACACAUCUCUUCAGAUACAGAACCUUCGUGGGUUUGUCCAGAAUGCCCAAUAACCUUCGAUACAAUAGACCAAGUGUUAGAACAUCAUAGACAAGUUCACGGACCUGACGUGUAUCCAUGCGAUGUAUGUAAGAAGGCGUACAAGAAACUAGAAUGGCUGAAGCAACAUAAACAAUUCGAACACGCGGACGAUUGCAUUUAUAGAUGCCUGGAAUGUUUUGAUGAGUUCAAGACUGAACAACGCUUGAUGGACCACAUGAAGUACUUCCAUCCAUUCAAAUGCGACGUAUGCGGAAGCAGAUUCAAUUCAUCGUGUUUGCUAGAGGAACAUAAACAACAUAAUCAUUUUAUGUGCGUGGAAUGCCCCAAGACCUUUGUAGCAAAAAGUCUUUUAUCUUCCCAUGUAAAGAAAACUCACACUCGAGUCACUUAUAAUUGUCCAGAGUGCGCUGAUACAUUUGAAACGAAACGCCUCUUAAAUUCUCAUAAAAAGAAAACUCACAAUCACGUGGAAUACAAGUGUCCGGUGUGCUCUAAAACCUUUGCAAGAAAUAUCCUUUUGAGAGCUCACAGAAAAAACGUCCAUAAAGACUACACACACCCGUGUGGCGUGUGCGACAAGAAGUUCAAGUUGAAGCACGUGGCUGCAAAACACAGAAUGGUGGUUCACUCAAACGAGCGCAAUCAUGAAUGUGAUUUAUGCCAUAAGAGAUUCCAGAAAGCGUAUACGUUGAAACUGCACAAAGAAAAGUUGCACACGGACCGACCCGAUCAUAAAUGCAACCUGUGCGGCAAAAUAUUCAAAUCGACUGUAAAUUUGAACUCUCAUCUCACACGCAUCCAUCUGAAAAAUUUCAAAAUAUCGUGUGAGCGGUGCGGACAGGGCUUCAUGUCAAAGGCUCAAAUGCUGGAUCACCACAGGAAAAAACACGACAAGAUCCUAUUGAAGUGCAAUAUUUGCGAGCAAGGCUUCGUAACUAAGCCGUCUCUGAGAGUUCAUAUUGUGGAGAAACAUCGCAACGAACAACACAAAUGCUUACAUUGCGAGAAAGUUUUCAAAUCGAAUGACGCCAUGCGACGGCACAAGUAUGCAAGCCACAAAUCGAAGAAACAGACGGUUGUUUGUCAUGAAUGUGGCAAGGUGUUAUCAUCCAAGAUAACGUUGCGUCUCCAUAUGGAUAUGCACAGAGGCGUCAAGCCGUACCAGUGUGAUGUAUGCAAUGAGGGAUUCGCUAAUCACGGUAAUUUAACAAUACAUAAAAGGAUCCAUAGUGACGAAAAGCCUUAUAAAUGUACUUUUUGCGAGAAACGUUUCAGACAACAACCGCCGCUGAAAAUACAUAUGAGGAUACACACUGGCGAGAGGCCUUACAAAUGCGAAGUGUGCUCCAAAUGUUUUAUAAGCAAAACCGUGCUGAAUAACCAUAAGUGUCGCGGGCCAGACUACGGAUCAAACGAAGGCUCUGAAAGUGAAUGAACAA
Molecule: messenger RNA, 2412 nt
Organism: Acanthoscelides obtectus
Lineage: Eukaryota; Metazoa; Arthropoda; Insecta; Coleoptera; Chrysomelidae
Source: the annotation of a GenBank genome assembly